Molecule: messenger RNA, 1748 nt
Organism: Amyelois transitella
Lineage: Eukaryota; Metazoa; Arthropoda; Insecta; Lepidoptera; Pyralidae
Exons: 5
Coding region: 94-1029 (311 amino acids)
Source: RefSeq, a predicted model, not a curated record
CUAACGACCGAACAAGGGGCUCGUACCCCCAAAGGCCUAAACCAAAACUAACUAAGCUUUUGUGAAAGUAUUGGAAGUUCGACUGAAGACAAAAUGAAGAGCUUUAGGACUGUUCUAUUAUGCAUUGGCACUUUAGCCGUGGUAUCUGCCGCCCCCGCCGCACAACGAGACAGCUCUGCACAGGCCUCAGAAUAUGAAUACGAUUACGAAAAUGCCCCACAGACUGCCCAAGCCCAGGAGCCACAGGAAUCAGCCAGCCAUUAUGACGCUUACAUUCAAGACGUCAAAGCCGCUGCUAGCGGAGGAAAUGGUGGCAAGAAAGGAUACAGUCAAGGCAGUGGUUUGAGGACUAUCGCUGUUGGAUCCGCCAAUCAGGCGAAGACAGCCCUUGGUAAUCAAGCGGCUGCCGGUUGGCAAGCGGCUUAUCAAGCUAAGAAUACGUUGGCCCAGUCAGCGGCACAGGCUAGCGCUACAGCGCAGGCAGCGUUGGCUGGAAAGCAAGUGAUCCUGUCUGGAUUGGAGCAGCAGGUCAGGGACGCGAAGGUGGCUCUGCAAGGAGAGGAGAUGCAGCUGCAACAGGCUAAGAGAGCUGCCCAGGCCGCCGCUCAAGCUGCCCAGCAAGCUAUGCACCAGGUGCAAGUAAUCCAAGCCGCUUUGAACGCUGCGCAAGCGACGUCUGAAAACGCUAACGAGGCAGCAUCCCAGGCCGCUGGAGAACUUGGUGCCCAGACUGCCAUGGUGGGCGCUGCCAGACAGAGACUCAGUGCCCUGCAGGAGCAGCUCCAUGGAGUCAGGAUCGACUUCGAGGCUACUCAGGCCGCGGCGAGAAAGGCUCAGGCGGCGGCACAGCAGGCCCAGGCUAACGCAGCGGCAGCGGCUGCCAAGGCUGCGGCAGCUGGUCUCGGGGGCGGUGGUCACCACCACGACGGUUCCCAAGAAGGUACGGCAUACGAGGAGUACAAGGUUGUGCCAACGGCUGAACAGAACGGCCAGGACUACUACACCCUUCAGUCGGACUACCAUCACUAGUAACAAUAAGGUUUUAGGUGAAUUUGUUCUGGAGUUUUAGAUAUUUUUUAGUUUAUUUGUGACUGUUUGAUUUGUUUAUCUUUUAUCGUAUCUUUGCCUUAUUUCACCUAUUUGGUAUCUUACACUUUCUUUUCAUGAUUCAAAUUUUAAAUUAUUUUCUUCUUCUUUUAAGUUUAUAUGUACAUAAUUUCCUUUUUCGGUUCUUACUGCUCCUUUUAAUUUUAUUUUUUCCUCUUCUUUUUUCUUUCACUUCAUUAUCUUUUUUGAUUUAACUUUAUCUUUGGUUUAACUUUCACCGGUUUCUUUAAUAUCGAACGUCAAAAUAAGCUAAGAAUCAUCUAAGUCAGAACUGUAGUUAAUUUAAUAUUAAAAUAGGAAUGCACAGUCAUCCACAGCAUCAUACACUAUUUAUUGCAUAACAUCCUAUUUUAAUAUUAAUUAAAAAUGUAGUUACUAAUAAAAUGUAAAUAAAAAAUGUAAUAAUAUUAAUAAGUUUGCGAGUCGUUGUGAUAUUUUUCUAUAUUUUUUUAAUUUUUUAUCAUCACGAUUUAUUUAUUACGUUGCGAAUCCGUAAGCCUUUGAUUCAUCGUUUGAUUGUAUAACUAAACUAGUUACACUAUUAAAGAAGGCGAAUUAAAUACAAUCGACUUCAGUAACACCACUAAUAAUAAAAUUAAGUGCGAUGUCACACCUGGAGAGGAUGCUACUUUUGUAUGAAA